UGCGUCGAGCUCGCCGCGGACCCAAGAUGGCGGCGUGUGGACGUGUACGGAGGAUGUUCCGCUUGUCGGCGGCGCUGCAGCUGCUGCUGCUCGCGGCGGCCGGGGCCCAGAAACUCCCGGGCCAGGGCGGCCACGGCCAGGGCCAGGGCCCGGGGGCCAACUUUCCGUCCUUUGUAGGGCAGACUGGAGGAGGCGGGCAGGCGGGUCAGCCGCUGCUCCAGAUGCCUCAGUCAUCUCAGCUCCAGCACCAGCAGCAGCCACCGCAGCAACCGCCUCAGCCUCCGCAGCCGCCUUUCCCGGCGGGUGGGCCUCCGGCCCGGCGGGGCGGAGCGGGGCCCGGCGGGGCUGGCGGGGGCUGGAAGCUAGCGGAGGAAGAGUCCUGCAGGGAGGACGUGACCCGUGUGUGUCCCAAGCACACCUGGAGCAACAACCUGGCGGUGCUCGAGUGCCUGCAGGACGUGAGGGAGCCUGAAAAUGAGAUUUCUUCAGACUGCAAUCAUUUGUUGUGGAAUUACAAGCUGAAUCUAACUACAGACCCCAAAUUUGAAUCUGUGGCCAGAGAGGUUUGCAAAUCUACCAUAUCAGAGAUUAAAGAAUGUGCUGAUGAACCAGUUGGAAAAGGUUACUUGGUUUCCUGCUUGGUGGAUCACCGAGGCAAUAUCACUGAAUACCAGUGCCACCAAUACAUCACCAAGAUGACGGCCAUCAUUUUCAGUGAUUACCGUCUAAUCUGUGGCUUCAUGGAUGACUGCAAAAAUGACAUCAACAUUCUGAAAUGUGGCAGUAUUCGGCUUGGAGAAAAGGAUGCACAUUCACAAGGUGAGGUGGUAUCAUGCUUGGAAAAGGGCCUGGUGAAGGAAGCCGAAGAGAGAGAUCCCAAGAUUCAAGUCUCUGAACUCUGCAAGAAAGCCAUUCUGCGGGUGGCUGAGCUGUCCUCAGAUGACUUUCAUCUAGACCGGCAUUUAUAUUUUGCUUGCCGAGAUGAUCGGGAGCGUUUUUGUGAAAAUACGCAAGCUGGUGAAGGCAGAGUGUAUAAAUGCCUCUUUAACCAUAAGUUUGAAGAAUCCAUGAGUGAGAAGUGUCGAGAAGCACUAACAACCCGCCAGAAGCUGAUUGCCCAGGAUUAUAAAGUCAGUUAUUCAUUGGCCAAAUCCUGUAAGAGUGACUUGAAGAAAUACCGGUGUAAUGUGGAGAACCUUCCACGGUCUCGGGAAGCAAGGCUCUCCUACCUUCUGAUGUGUCUGGAGUCAGCUGUGCACAGAGGACGACAAGUGAGCAGUGAGUGCCAGGGGGAGAUGUUAGAUUACCGGCGCAUGUUGAUGGAAGACUUUUCUUUGAGCCCCGAGAUCAUCCUGAGCUGUCGGGGCGAGAUCGAACACCACUGUUCUGGAUUACAUCGAAAAGGGCGAACUCUGCAUUGUCUAAUGAAAGUAGUUCGUGGGGAAAAAGGGAACCUUGGAAUGAACUGCCAGCAAGCGCUGCAAACACUGAUUCAGGAGACGGACCCUGGCGCAGAUUACCGCAUUGAUAGAGCUCUCAAUGAAGCUUGUGAAUCUGUUAUACAGACGGCCUGCAAACACAUAAGAUCAGGAGACCCAAUGAUCCUCUCGUGCCUGAUGGAGCACUUGUACACGGAGAAAAUGGUGGAAGAUUGUGAACACCGUCUGUUAGAGCUGCAGUAUUUCAUCUCCCGAGAUUGGAAGCUGGACCCUGUCUUAUACCGCAAGUGCCAAGGAGAUGCAUCUCGUCUUUGCCACACCCAUGGUUGGAAUGAAACCAGUGAACUUAUGCCUCCCGGAGCUGUGUUCUCCUGCUUAUAUAGACAUGCCUACCGCACAGAGGAACAGGGCAGGAGGCUUUCACGAGAGUGCCGAGCAGAAGUCCAAAGGAUCCUACACCAGCGUGCCAUGGAUGUUAAGCUGGAUCCUGGCCUUCAGGAUAAAUGCCUUAUCGAUCUGGGAAAAUGGUGCAGUGAAAAAACAGAGACUGGACAGGAGCUAGAGUGCCUCCAGGACCACCUUGACGACCUGGCUGUAGAGUGCAGAGAUAUAGUCGGCAACCUCACUGAGUUAGAAUCUGAGGAUAUUCAGAUCGAAGCCUUACUGAUGAGAGCCUGUGAGCCCAUAAUUCAGAACUUCUGCCACGAUGUGGCAGAUAACCAGAUAGACUCUGGGGACCUGAUGGAGUGUCUGAUUCAGAACAAACACCAGAAGGAUAUGAAUGAGAAGUGCGCCAUUGGAGUUACCCACUUCCAGCUGGUGCAGAUGAAGGAUUUUCGGUUUUCUUACAAGUUUAAAAUGGCCUGCAAGGAGGAUGUGUUGAAACUUUGCCCCAACAUAAAAAAGAAGGUGGACGUGGUGAUCUGUCUGAGCACCACUGUGCGCAAUGACACUCUACAGGAAGCCAAGGAACACAGGGUGUCCCUGAAGUGCCGCAAGCAGCUGCGGGUGGAGGAGCUAGAGAUGACAGAGGACAUCCGUCUGGAACCAGAUCUGUAUGAAGCUUGCAAGAGUGACAUCAAGAACUACUGUUCCACUGUGCAGUAUGGCAAUGCUCAGAUUAUUGAAUGCCUGAAAGAAAACAAGAAGCAGCUAAGUACUCGUUGCCACCAGAAAGUUUUUAAGCUACAGGAGACAGAGAUGAUGGACCCAGAACUAGACUAUACACUUAUGAGAGUCUGCAAGCAGAUGAUAAAGAGGUUCUGUCCAGAGGCAGAUUCCAAAACCAUGUUGCAGUGCUUGAAGCAAAAUAAGAACAGUGAAUUGAUGGAUCCCAAAUGCAAACAGAUGAUAACCAAGCGCCAGAUCACUCAGAACACAGAUUACCGCUUAAACCCUGUGCUAAGGAAAGCCUGUAAAGCUGACAUUCCUAAAUUCUGCCAUGGUAUCCUGACUAAGGCCAAGGAUGAUUCGGAACUGGAAGGCCAAGUCAUCUCGUGCCUCAAGCUCAGAUAUGCUGACCAGCGGCUCUCUUCGGACUGUGAAGACCAGAUCCGGAUUAUUAUCCAGGAGUCUGCUCUGGAUUACCGACUAGAUCCUCAGCUCCAGCUACACUGCUCAGAUGAGAUCUCCAAUCUGUGUGCUGAGGAAGCAGCUGCCCAAGAGCAGACAGGUCAAGUAGAAGAGUGCCUCAAAGUUAACCUGCUCAAAAUCAAAACGGACGCAUGUAAAAAGGAAGUGUUAAACAUGCUGAAGGAAAGCAAAGCAGACAUCUUUGUGGACCCAGUUCUUCAUACAGCGUGUGCCCUGGACAUUAAGCACCACUGUGCAGCCAUUACCCCCGGCCGAGGGCGUCAAAUGUCCUGUCUCAUGGAGGCCCUGGAGGAUAAGCGGGUGAGGUUACAACCUGAGUGCAAAAAACGUCUCAAUGACCGGAUUGAAAUGUGGAGUUAUGCAGCAAAGGUGGCCCCGGCUGAUGGCUUCUCUGACCUCGCCAUGCAAGUGAUGACAUCUCCAUCAAAGAACUACAUUCUGUCUGUGAUCAGCGGGAGCAUCUGUAUAUUGUUCCUGAUUGGCCUGAUGUGUGGACGUAUCACCAAGCGAGUAACACGAGAGCUCAAGGACAGGUAGAGCCACCGUGACCACCAAAGGAACUACCUGUCCAGUGCCCAGUUUGUACAGCCCUCCUGUAUAGUGUACCCACUCACCUCGUUCUUCUAGGAGGUGGCAUCAACACCCAUGUUAGAGCAGCAGCAGGUGUCCUCUGCGUUGUCCCAUCUCAGACUUCGCCCGUGUCCAUGGUGUCCUCCUCCUCCUCGACCAUUUGUGCAACAGCAGCAGCUGGCCGCUUUGGUUAUUGCCUUUGUUGGCAAAUUUGGGUUUACCUGCUCGUAGACAAGUCUCUCUCGUACCAAUGGAACUACCAGUACUUCGAGAACCAACUUACCUGACCUGCAACUCAAAUGAUUUUUAAAAAAAACAAAACAAAACAAAACAAAAACCACCAAAAAAAAAAAAAAAAAAGAAAGAAACAAAAGAAAAAAAGAAAUUUUUAAAGAAAGAAAAAAAUGUAUAUAACACAUCUCCUCCAGGCUUGACUUGGGCAAUGGGGUUAUUUCUUCUCUGUGACUGUAAAAUGAAGCAGGACUUAACGGGGAAAACACAGCACCCAAUAUGCUAUAUAACUGGGAUGUCUUGCUCAUUUCUCAAAAGCACCUUUGGACCAUGUGGGGGCCACGGACUUCACCGACGAGUGGGAAAUCAGUGACCAGUCUGCUUUGGGUCUUGUUUUCUUCUGCUAAAACAGUGAUGCCUUCCAGAUCUCACCUUAAUAGAGCCACUGCUGGUCAGGACCCCAGGCCAUGAGUAUUUCUAUGACCCCCUCACUUCAGUGAGGUAAAGCAAGCAUGAGCUUCCCUAAGCCAGAGGCAGAUGGGUUGGGGAGGAGAUCAAAAGUGGGAAGCUGGUCAGAGGCUGGACCCUGAGUCCCAAGGAGCAGGAUCCCAGGAAUCUUCCUCCUCCAGGCUAGCACAGGACUCAGUUACAUUCGGAUUGACCCUGCUGGGGAUGGUGGUUAGUCUGGAAGGCCUGCAGGGAGGCAGGGACUGCAGCAGAGAGGGAGCUCGGGGCAGGAAGGAGGAGCAGGGAUUGGUUCACUUUGCUCAGUUUUUAGGCAACAGUGCAAGUCAGAGACAAUGGCUUAUAAAGAUUUAGUGUGGUCUCAAGAUGUGACUGGCAGUCCAACCUGACCCUUGUGCAGGCUCAAGGCCACCUUCCCAGACAAGCUCCCUUAUGCCUCUUUGUAGAGAGGACUUGGAAAGUUAUUACGUUAAAAGAUGGAGCCUUUUAUCUGUUUUUUUCUUUCUGUCCAUUUGCUGCGUACACCCACUGUAGUAGGCAUUGGCUGAGUGUUGUACUUUGAUGAAUCAUCAGAUGUUGUACUUCCAGAAUCUAGCUUUAUGCAAGCAAUCUUCCUGGCCGUCCUCCUUCGUCCCUGCAGUGUGGGAUGGCAGGUUUGGAGUGUAAAAGGGGAGGAGUGCAGGCAUCACAGUGCAACUUGGCACACCUUGGUUUGAGUUUGGGGCAUGGAGUUACAGUGGGUGCACAGAGGGCGGCAUGUACAGUAGGAGAUAUAUUUAUAUAAUAUAUAUUUUAUUAACCUGUUAGACGUCCACAGAGUAUUAUAAAUCACGUGCCUAAAACUGUCCACAUAGACCAUGGCGCCCCUCCUUGCCCUGCCCCCCCUUUGCCACUGUCCACAUGUGCUGCGGGACGUAUGCAACAUUUGUCUCCCCUGAAAUGUGUUCGAUACAAAGUGGGUCAGUUUGUGGAUCGGUUGAUGCAGAUUACUCCUUGUCUCAUCUGAAUGAUGUAUAUUAGAAUACUGUGGUUUUCUUUGCUCGUUGCUCCCCUUCCAGGAGGCAGUGCGAUCCAGAAGCCAGCUGUAUCCCACUGCCUAGGGUACUGCGAGUUACCAAGGGGAACUGCUCAGCUGCUUGGUCCCUUCAGUCUUGCCGUUAGGGUCUUCCUGAUUCUCAACACCUGUCCUGGGGUUCUUCCAAAACUUGAAACUCUUGGAGUCUGAGCAGCAUACCCCUACCACCACCAUUGUUGGACUGAAUUGAGCUGGUCCGGAUAGUCCACUUCCAGGAGUUCCCACCUGGCCUGGGGGCUUGGGAUUGAGAACCGGGGAUGUCCUCUCAACGCAGGCCCCCACUGACCUGUCUGGCAUGGUUCACAGGAUAGAAUAAAACAUUCACCAUUUGGUGAGUGUGCGGGUACCAUUCUCCAUCUCUGCGUUCUCCCUCCUAGUGUUUGUAAAACAAACCAAUAGUUUAAGGUAUCUGGACAUUUUGGCUUUGUCUGAAGCAUAUCUGGAAGCUUGAAAAGGAUUUUGAUUCUUGAAACAUUUAUCAUCUUUAGAAAUGAUACAAUAAAUAAAAGGGAUAAUUCUGCCAGUAUUUUUGUUGCUUUUGCUAGAAAGCAUUUCACCAUCCUGCUUGGAAUAGUUUCAUAUGACUGAUUCUUGAGAGUCCCAGGUAGUGUCCUGAGCAGUUUUCUACCUGCAGGGGGCCCAGCACCUUCUGAACCUGCAGCUCAACUGUAUCCAUUCUGCCCCCCAUUUGGUAUAAUAACACAGGUUCUGGGGCACCUCUGGUCACUGGCCUCAGAGGUCAAUCAUGAGUAAAUUACCUAGUCGACUCAAGAAGAAAUCGCCCUAGUGGAGAAGCUGAUGAUGGACCUUGGCCUUUAUCUCUUCUGAUGUCUAGCCUGUGGACAAUAACAAGCAGCUGGUGGGGGGUUUUCCACAGUCAAGGCCUCAGGCGUUUGCCGAAAAUCCAGGUAACUCAUCUGGCCUUAUUAGCUCUCUCCAGGGUCUGGGGAAGUCAUAUGAAGUGUGCUCCAGAACACUCCAGAGGCCCCGAGAGGUUACUCUCCUGGCCUGGAGGCCCUCCGGUAUAGGAGAUCGGAAAUGCAGGGCAACUGUCAAGAACAAGACUCUUCCCUCUAGCUGAGUUUCUCUCCCAGAAGAGUAGCCCUGGAAGUGAGACCCUUACCCUGGUGCGGCCCUGACCAUCCUCUGCUAUUGCUGCUCUCCCAGGAGACGUGUGCUAGCAAGAUGUGCUGAGGUAGGAGCAUAGCCGAGGCUUGGGUUCACUCCAGCAGGAAAGUCUUCCUCCUCUACAUUCCCUGGAGGCCCUCUGGCUGCCACUGCCAGUCCUGUGGGUCCAGUCAACGCACUCCAAACCAGUGCAUCCUGAGUACUGGUACUCAGCAGGCAUUGGCUCGAAUUCACUGCAGGCCUCCGGCUGUCUGAUAUCCUGUGCUUCCUUUUCGGGGGAACAGUGAGCAGCUCUGCCUGGGCGAGAGAGGGAGGGAGAUUCUGCUUUCCUAGAAGAGGUGACAGAAUUGUCAGAGUUCACUUCUUCCUAUUUCCUGAAGUUGUGUCAUAAAAGAAUCCAGUGGUAAAGAGGUCUAUAGUAUCCAUUUACUCAUCAGACAAAAUGGAACGGGACUUCUGUGCCGACUUCCCUGUCUUCCCAAGAAAAGAUUCACUCUCUUGUGUGAGUAUGACUUCUGGAAAUGUCUCCCAUCCUCCCCACCCCCAGACUUGCGGUACAGCUUCUGUCCCACAGAUCCCCACUCCAGGGAGUCAUCCAGGGAGAGAGAGAUGGCUUCAUGGGCCUCUUUCUUACUUAGCUGGUCUCAAGUUCUUCUGAGAAAAAGCUUUCAUAUCCCGUUUCUUCCCCUCCCCCACCAAAAACUACAUGUUCUCCACAUCCAGCUUCUUUUAAGCAAGCAGAUACAGAGAAGGAAGCUGGAAGGGACCCGUGGCAGCCAGCCAAUCCAGCCUGACCCAUUCAACCUAAAUUUUGGCCACAGAACCACAAGCAUAGGGCUUUUUGAAUUGUGUGCAUUUUGGUAUAUAUAUUUGUAUUUCAGGUUCUUACGGAUUUGGGAAACCUGAAAGAUCCUUUUUUUCUCCCCCGCUUUGGACAGCACCUACGUAGCUUUAUCGAAUGCAGCAUUCGGGUACCCUGAAUUUCUCCUCGGCCUUCAGGGACACUUCUUUCCUUCACCUCUUCUCCACUGCUCCCUGAUUCCCAAGGGCCGUGGGGCCACAGCUCCUGUUCUGGCCUGCCCCUCCUCCCUUCCUCCCUCACUCUCUCUAUCUCUGUCUCUUGUCUUUGGUUGGCCAUCUCUCUAAUACACUCCUCUUGGUCCUCCUCUCCAUUAGGACCAGGGUCACAUGUUAGGGCAUUCGAGUCUGAAGCCGAAUCCCCCUUCUUGCCCUGACCUCAGACAACAGAUAAGUCAUAGCAAACCCAGACUGACUCUUCUGAGUGACAAGCUUCUCCCAGCCGUCUAGUGAGAUCACUAUGGAGACCCCAGGACUGCUUGUUAUCUGGAGCACAAGGUGGAACUAUCUGUUUAGUCUGGUGGUAGCAGGAUCCUGAUGGUGGUUUCCUCUCCUUCCUCCUCCCAAGAUGUGUCACAACACACCGGUAGGGAUGUUGUUGGGAUACAUGGAGUAGAGAAACCUUCCUGGGCAAGGAGAAAAUUCAGAUAGUGCCUCUAUAUUCUGUUUUUGCCUUCCCCCAGCAUGGAACCCAUGGAGCCCAUGGAACCCAUGGAACCUGGACCCCAGAGCCCAGCAGGCCUAUGCCAGGAGCUAGGGAGGUUGGAGAGGCCCCGGGCAGACUGCAGUCAGUGCACGGGGUCGGGUGGCCAGCAGGACAGCCGGCAGCAGGAGCCUUCCCAGCAGCUUCUCCCGGCACAGUGUUCCCAGGUCAGUCCAAGCAGGAAAACAGACUGAACAGCAGAUGCUGUGUGACAUCUUAGGCCUUGAACUUUUUUUUUUUUUUUUUAAGAAAGAAAAUACAGAAAAGUAAAAUUAACAAGCCUCUUUUGUAAAUGAUUUUUCUUUCUAUGUAUAAAAUCCCAGCAGUUCCUUGUUUUUACAUGUUCAUGCUGUGUAAUUUUGAGAUGUUACUGAGAUCCUGAACAUAAUGUGCAUUUUUUUCUGUACAGAUGAAAUGGGAGAAUUUAAUAAAGAGUUUGCAGGUU
Molecule: messenger RNA, 8507 nt
Organism: Felis catus (domestic cat)
Lineage: Eukaryota; Metazoa; Chordata; Mammalia; Carnivora; Felidae
Gene: GLG1
Product: golgi glycoprotein 1
Exons: 26
Coding region: 27-3569 (1180 amino acids)
Cellular component (GO): Golgi membrane
Molecular function (GO): fibroblast growth factor binding
Source: RefSeq, a predicted model, not a curated record